Cornus florida is the source of this 1217-nucleotide messenger RNA. RefSeq names its product probable carboxylesterase 17. The coding region runs from base 69 to 1061 and encodes 330 amino acids. The record is from RefSeq and is a predicted model, not a curated record. The transcript has a single exon. NCBI's taxonomy places the organism in Eukaryota, Viridiplantae, Streptophyta, Magnoliopsida, Cornales, Cornaceae. Gene Ontology annotation, molecular function: hydrolase activity.
GACUAAAAGUUCAUUAAUAGCAUCCAAUUUACACAUUUCUCUACAUCUUUACAAACUCGUCCAACAAUAUGGUUUGUGAAAGGAAGAUUGUGGAUGAGGUAUCGGGCUGGCUCAGAGUCUACGACGAUCGCUCUGUCGACCGCAAGUGGACGGGUCCUCCCGAGGUCAAGUUCAUGUCCGACCCAGUUCCGCCGCACGAAGAAUUCGUGGACGGUGUUGCAACCCGUGACGUCCAGGUCAAUUCGGAGUCAGGACUCCGUGUCAGAAUAUAUUUACCAGAGCCUAUGGCCGAAGACUCGGCCAAGUUACCUGUGGUGCUUCAUUUCCACGGUGGUGGCUUUUGCAUUAGCCAAGCAGAUUGGAACAUGUACUAUAAUAUUUACAGUACGCUCGCGGUCAGAGUCCGAGCCAUAAUUGUGUCCGUCUACCUCAGACUCGCCCCUGAGCACCGCCUCCCGGCAGCUUGCGACGACGGCUACUCUGCUCUCCUCUGGCUGCGGGAGUCACAAGAGCCGUGGCUCAACCAGUACGCGGACUUAAGCCGUGUUUUCCUCAUCGGAGAUAGCUCCGGUGGUAACAUAGUACAUGAGGUGGCUGCACGUGCCGGAGAGACGGAUAUCAGUCCGGUGAGACUUGCCGGUGCUAUACCGAUCCACCCAGGAUUUGUCCGGCCGGAGAGGAGUACGUCGGAGUUGGAGCAGCCCGAAUCGCCAUUUCUAACCCUAGAAAUGGUGGACAAGUUCUUGAGCUUCGCAUUGCCGGUGGGAAGCACCAAGAACCACCCGAUAACGUGUCCGAUGGGCGGCAUGGCCCCGUCCAUCGACGGCCUGAACCUACCGCCGGUCCUGUUCUGCGUUGCUGACAUGGACUUGAUCAAAGACACUGAGAUGGAGUACUACGAGGCAUUGAAGAAGGCCAACAAGAAGGUGGAGCUGUUUGUUAGUUCUGGUGUUGGCCACAGCUUCUAUCUUAACAAGAUUGCAGUGGAUUUUGACCCACACACCGCUAAAGAAACUGAAAAACUGAUUACUGCUGUCAAAGAAUUUAUCAACAAGCACUGAGAUCAAGGCAGUGUUUGUUUUUGUGUUUUAAUUUUGUGCUUAUAUAUAUAUAUAUAUAUAUAUUUAAUUACCUAGUAGUACUUCUUGUCUUUCAACUUUUCACUAUGAGAAGGGAUAAAAUAUUAUGCCGGAGUAUCAGUCUGGUUUCAUUGCAUC